AUGAACGCGGCACGCCCUACACCGGGUCUCCUCUCGCGGUGCCUACGACAGUCCGCCCAGACAGGCUCCUCUGCCCCUUGCCGCUCCUUUCAGACCUCCGCCGCGAAGCUCAAGAAGAGGUCACGAUUCAAGAACAUCAAGGCAUCCGAGCUAGGCCUGACAAAGCCCUCCGCCACGAAGGCCUUCGCCGCCCAGCAUUUCCCGGACUACACCGAGCAGGAGAAGGAGUUUCUUCGCGAGAAGUACACCCCGGAGCAGUUCGAGGCUCUCGAGGCUGGCGAGGCCGCCAUCGACCCAAAGGACUUGACCCUGCAGGGCCGGAUACGAAACGAUCCCUACCGCUUCGAGUACCUCGAGGACUUCGCGACCGUGCAGCCCGUCAUCGAUGCCAAGCCAAAACAGCCCAUCGUCCCGCGGGAGGCCGAGUUCCUCGCCAAGAAGGAGUGGGUGGACAAGUACAUCAACACACUCGCCGACCAUGCCGAGACCAAGAUGCAGGAUACCAUCGGCAAGGCCGUCGCGCGGGCGCUGCGCAAGGUCAAGCAGACCAACCCUGACAAGAUCGACUUUACGGAGGAGGAGCUCGUCGAGCUCGAGAACAACCCCGAGCUCAGGCGAAAGUACAUCAUCGAGGAGUCGGACGAUGGGCUCUGGGCGAGCGCCCAAGCCGAGCGUAAGGCGAAUCCCAACGCCGUGAUCCCGGGCGAGGAGUGGUGGGACAAGAUUGAUGAGACGUUCUACGAGGAACUCGAGGCCGAGUUUGCAAAAGACGCCAGCCCACUUGUGGAGACGGACAGGCUCAAGGUGUGGAAGGCGAUCGACAACGAGGUCGGCAGCUCAGCGUUGGCACCCGAGCUGGGCAAAGUUGAGGGCGUGAAGGGUCAGUACAAAGACGUCGAGGAUCCCGAGGAUCAGGGUCUCGACUCGUCCGGCCAGUACGGAGACGUCAAGAAGGCGUUGAACUUUCAGAUGAAGGAGGUUCUCAGCAUCCUGACCAAGAAGCUGGUUUCUCGCAGUGUCUCCAACCAGACGCGUCUCGGCAAGAUCCGGAGCUAUAGCGUCAUGGUCGUGGCUGGCAAUUCGAACGGCCGACUAGGAUUGGGCAUGGCCAGGUCCACGGAUGCUCUGAUCGCUACUGUCACUGCCAAGCUGUUGGCGCUGCGCAACAUGAGGCCUAUCCGGCGAUACGAGAACCGCACCAUCUUCGGCACAGUGGAGAAGAAGAUUUCCGGCACAGUCGUGAAGCUCGAGGCCCGUCCUCCUGGGUUCGGCCUCCGCGUGUCGCAUCGUCUCUUCGAGAUGGCUCGCCUUGCUGGCAUUCACGACCUGGCGGGCAACAUUCCGCGAUCCAAAAACCCCAUGAACACCGUCAAGGCGGCGUUCGAGGCGCUGACGAACCAGCCCGACCCGGAGCAGAUCGCCAUCGGGCGGGGGAAGAAGCUGGUGGAUGUGAGAAAGGUCUACUACGGUGGAUCUGUGUAUUAA
Verticillium dahliae VdLs.17 is the source of this 1485-nucleotide messenger RNA. Its product is annotated as 37S ribosomal protein S5. Gene Ontology annotation, biological process: translation. Gene Ontology annotation, cellular component: ribosome. The record is from RefSeq and is a predicted model, not a curated record. Lineage: Eukaryota; Fungi; Ascomycota; Sordariomycetes; Glomerellales; Plectosphaerellaceae. Bases 1 to 1485 code for a protein of 494 amino acids. The transcript is spliced from 2 exons. Gene Ontology annotation, molecular function: RNA binding; structural constituent of ribosome.